UCUCUCUGAACAAAGUUUCCAGUGAGCCGGGAGCGCAGAGGAGGAACACUCCCGUAUCAGCAGUUAUCACCGCCGGUUACUAUCUCCAGAGUCUCCGGCCCGGGGGACAAGAAGAGCCACUGCAGCCGGCCCGGAACCCCACAACAACAACAACAACAACAACAAAGCAACAACAACGAACAACUUCGGGGUUACCGAAUCUCACACAAGAACCUCCAAUACGUCGCGAGCUCCAAAAGACACCGACGGGCUCUUCUGAGGAGGGAGGACCGGAUCCCCCCGGACCCCCCCCCCCCCCCCCCCCCCAACACGGUGUGUGAAGAUGUAUCAGAGCCUGGCCCUGUCCUCCAACCCGUCCCCGUACGCGCACGACACCGGGAAUUACCUCCACCCGUCGGCCAGCUCUCCGGUCUACGUGCCCACGGCCAGAGUGCCCGCCAUGAUGCCCACGCUGCCCUACCUGCAGAGCUGCGACUCGGCCCACCAGACCCACCAGACCCACGGCCUCGGCGGGCACCACGGCUGGCCCCAGACCGGCGCCGGCGCGGACGUCUCGUCGUUCGCGCCCGGCAGCCCUCACCCUCCGCACGGCUUCUCGUACUCGCACAGCCCGCCGGUGAGCAGCAACACGGGCCGGGACGGGACGUACCAGAGCCCGCUGGUGCUUGGUAACGGCGCCCGGGCGGACCAGUACGGGGGUUCCCUGAUGCGCUCGGUGGCUGGAUCCUACUCCAGCCCGUACGCGUACAUGAGCCCGGAGAUGGCGACGUCCUCCUGGACGCCGGGGCCCUUCGAGAGCGGAGUGAUGAGCCUGCAGGGCCGGCACGGGGGCCUGACCGGGAGGAGGACCAGUCUGGACCUGAUCGACGACCUGUCCACGGAGGGCCGGGAGUGCGUGAACUGCGGCUCGGUGUCCACGCCGCUGUGGCGCCGCGACGGGACCGGCCACUACCUGUGCAACGCGUGCGGCCUCUACCACAAGAUGAACGGCAUCAACCGGCCGCUCAUCAAGCCGCAGAAGCGACUGCCGGCGCAUGCGGAUCAUUGUUGUAGCGACCGGCGCGCAGACAUCCUGCGAUUCAUUCCGAGAGUUGAGGGAACGGCUCCAUGUCGAGCUUCUCAAACGGCAGCGCGAGCUGCACACAUAUAUCAGACCACGUCCCGCCGGGCCGGCCUCUGCUGCACCAACUGCCACACCAGCACCACCACGCUGUGGAGGCGCAACGCCGAGGGGGAACCCGUGUGCAACGCCUGCGGCCUCUACAUGAAGCUGCACGGGGUGGCCAGACCUCUCGCCAUGAAGAAGGAGAGCAUUCAGACCAGGAAGCGCAAACCCAAGAUGCCCAAGAAUAAAACGUCCACAGGCUCCGCCCCCUCGGACAGCGGCUCCCCGACCUCCGUGUCGGUCUCAGAACACGCCUCCACCGUCAAGAGCGAACCCAACAUGGCGCCCUCGCCGUACGCCGGGCAGACGGUCGCGUCGGCCACUCAGGCGGCGUCUCAGUUGGACGGCACAGGCUCGGGACACGUGGACAUUAAAUACGAGGAUUACCCUUUCACCCUGAGCGCCAUGGCGCCGCAGAACUCCUGGUGCGCUCUGUCUCAAGCGUGAGGGGCUGCCACCUGAGGCCGGCUGCCACCUGAGGCCGGCUGCCACCUGAGGCCGGCUGCCACCUGAGGCCGGCUGCCACCUGAGGUCGGCUGCCACAUGAGGCCGGCUGCCACCUGAGGCCGGUCCGAUGGCUGCAUUGUGUUCAGGCGUUCUCCUCGGACACCUUGACCGGAGGCUCACUGAACACAGGGUACCUUUGACCAAAGGACGCGUACUCAGCACGCCGGCUCGGGGGCUCGGCCGGGGGGGCGAAGGACACAGCUGGACUAAGACUCAGAAAUACAGACGCUGGACUCCCCCCCCCCCCACACACACACACACACACCCCAACGAGCCACAUUUCCUCUGCGGGACAACAAGAACUACCUUGUACUCUUUUUUUGUGUUGGACUAACCUUAAUCCUACCAAAGACACACAAAAAAAUGAUAUAAAUAAUAUAAUAACCUCAUUUUUUUCAGCUGACAGCUGAUUUUUGGGGGGGGUGUGACGUAGAUUGUUGUCGUCGUUGUUGUGCUGGUGUUUGCCGAUAUCUCUCUAACACAACGAGAGACGUUUGCAUUUAUUUUUUGUCAUCGGGAGAAAAAGAAAAAGCGUAAAAUGAUGGACAUAAAAAUACCUUUUUCUUUUUUUCCUCCUCCUUUUUCAGUUUGCGGCUGUUGGACACGUCUCAUUACAGACGUGGAGAUGAUUAACUUUUACGGGCACAUUAUUUAUGUUGAGAUAAGGACAGUUAAGUCGUGGCGGCCACUAAAAGCAGCCAGAUUUAGCCCCCCCCCCUCACUAGCUGGUGUGUUGAAGCUUCGGUUUGUGCGAGCGACUUUUUACGAGAAAUAUAAUAUAAACGACAUCUCGAGCGAUGCGUUUGACAAUCAGGAAGCGGGCGUAGUGAUUCUGACAUCGUGACGACAUAUCAGAAGUGUGUGUUAAUUUUUACCGCUUUAAUAUUUGACAUUAAAUGAAAGUGCAAUGACUCCGUUUUUUUCCAUGUAAGCAAGUGAAGGCGUGAAUGAUUCUAAGCAUAUCAAUCUAAUUUUAUUCUCUGUAUUGUUGUCAAUAUGUAUUAUGUGUUGUUUUAAUGUUCUCUCUCUCUCUCUCUCUCUUGUUCCCUCUCUUUUCAACGCUCUUUGGAAUCUGUUCAGGUUAAUAAACUGAUUCACAUAUUA
Molecule: messenger RNA, 2776 nt
Organism: Pseudoliparis swirei
Lineage: Eukaryota; Metazoa; Chordata; Actinopteri; Perciformes; Liparidae
Gene: gata5
Product: GATA binding protein 5
Exons: 8
Coding region: 323-1612 (429 amino acids)
Biological process (GO): positive regulation of transcription by RNA polymerase II; cell fate commitment; negative regulation of transcription by RNA polymerase II
Cellular component (GO): nucleus
Molecular function (GO): DNA-binding transcription factor activity, RNA polymerase II-specific; zinc ion binding; RNA polymerase II cis-regulatory region sequence-specific DNA binding
Source: RefSeq, a predicted model, not a curated record